Drosophila elegans is the source of this 375-nucleotide messenger RNA. RefSeq lists its product as uncharacterized. The transcript has 2 exons. NCBI's taxonomy places the organism in Eukaryota, Metazoa, Arthropoda, Insecta, Diptera, Drosophilidae. Bases 1 to 375 code for a protein of 124 amino acids. The record is from RefSeq and is a predicted model, not a curated record.
AUGAGCUACGGUUUCAUUCCGCUGAAUUCCUUUGGUGAGCUUUUGUUGUUACUGCUGCAGGAAGAGCCGAGGGGAUCAUCUUUAUGGAAAACAACCAACAAGGAGGGCAGCAAAAAACAACAAAAAGGACGCAGAAAUCAUAAAGUGGGUUUGAACAAGUUAAAAAAGCGCAUAGGGGAAAAAAGGAAUGAAAAAGCUCAGACCUCAAUCUCAUUCAUACUGAAAAUGCGCGAAAGUGUGGCGCAGGCGCAGCAGGAACUGGAUUUGGAUCAGCUUCAGAUUCGGAUUCAGCUUCAGAGUCGAAAUCAGGACCUAGCGCACGUGCGUUGGAAAUGGGAAGCGUUCACCCCCGGGCUGGAAAAUGAAAACAAGUGA